UCCAACUUGAGGAAUUAAAAUCUGCGUUUUAAAACUGUUGUUUGUCUUUAAUUUGCAGCUGGAUUUCUUGGUGAAAGCAUCAGGGCUUUGUGCAGGAAGUGACAGGUUGAAGAUGAAAUUUAGGUGAGCACUUCUUUUUCUUCAACAUACUGGGUACAUUUAAUUUGUAACAAUUUAAUUGGACUGUCAGAUUGGCUAUUUAAUUAAAAUGGUUCCUAUAAUAAGUAAAAAGCUUGAUGCCUUUUUAGAGUUGGUCCAUACAUUAGUGCCAGUUUUAGUAUGUACCGUAGGCCUACUUUCAAAUAAUUAUUCAAGCAGUUUUAAGUGCAUUUUAUUAUAGUUUCUCAUAAUUAAAAUAUGCCGCUAGAAAUAUUUGGUGGAUCAGUGUCACAUUUUUGUACCAAGCUGUGUAGGCCUAAAACAUGUACAUGUUGACUAAAGGCUCAAAGGUGAAUUAAUUUGCAUUGAAUUGAUGCUGAGCUUAAAAUAACACUUCUGAACACUUGAAAUUGCGUCUUUCGAUAAGAAAAAUAAGUCACCCAUUGACUCGUCAACUUUGUAGAUCUUUCCAUGACAGCAGACCAAACAAAACACUUCAGCGUGAACUUCAGUGUUGACUUAGAACAAUUUGGGAAAACCCAGAUGCAUUUCUGUAGGUCUACUGGGACAAAUGUAGUUCAUAUAAUAUCGAUACGCGAUUUGCCACAAUUAAAAACGGCCUUUUAUUUUUGUACUAAGCUAUACAUGUAUUUAGUACCGGUAUGAAAAUAGUCUUAUUAGGACAAGAAACAAUUAUUAAAAGUGCAUAUUUUGUUUCAUUGGGUGUAACCUGCUUGCAUGUGACAGAAUAUCAAAGUCAUCUGUCAAUAACGUGUAAGGUUUUGAGUCCAUACCAUAUAUUGAUAUUAUCGCGAGAUUAAUUUGCAUAAUGUAGUUCCGUCAAGUGGUCAUGAGACUGGUGGGUGUAGCAGCUGCAGUGCUUCAGUGUCAUCUUUGAUGUCUCUGAAUCAACCCGAUUCAAACUUAACUGUAAGUUUUGCUAAGUCAUUUCUUUAGUUUUUGGUUCUUUUUUUGUUUCAUGGGUUAUACUAAACGUUGGGGGUAGCCUAUUUAGAGUUUUGCUGUCACAAGUUACCAAUCUCACUGACUGACGGUCAACUGUGCAUUAGCAGAGCAGUUUCUACCAGUGACUCAAGACCACUUUUUCUCGGUCUCGGUUUUGUUUUGGUCUCAUCCUAUCAGAGUCUCUGUUUCAUCCUAUCAGAGUCUCAAUCUCGAACGGGCUGGUCUCAGUCUUGAAAGUGCUGGUCUCGGUCUCGGUCUCGGUCGCCAAAGUCGCAUGUUUUACCCCUGUGACCCAUCUAGACCACAAAAUGUACCAUCUACGCACAGCUUUAUUCAUGUGCAAGCUGAAUUAGGUGAAAACCUAGUCUUUAUUCCAAACAUAAACAACAUUCUAAGGACAAAUUUUAAUGCUGAAGAAUGAUAUUGAAGCUGGAAUGAAGACCAGUGUGUUACAGCUUUUCAUUCAUUAUUGACAAACAGGACUUCCAUUUGUGGCUGGGUGAUCCAAAGUACCAUGGGCCGUGCACAAUCUAAAGCAGCCUGCCGGACUGCUGUCCCUACCACGAUGCAACAGGAGGCACCGGUACCCACCCCCUCAGCUGCAACAGAUUCCCCAGAACGAACUGGAGCCAUCCGAAAGAUCGGCACAGUCAGUGGUAGCAACAAUCCUACCAUUGUUGGUUCAAAUGUCAACUUCUACAGCUCGCCGUUGGAUGGAGCAGUAGUAUCUCCACAGACUCGGAAACCAGACCAAGAAUCAAGAGUGGGGGAUCUCAACCAAGAAGUCGGUAACAAGACCAGGGACAUUUUGAGGAAAUGGUACAAGACAACAGGUUCUUAUGUUCAGUUUAACCCCGAGGUUCCUGACGAUCAAAGACCCAUUGUUGGCAUUUACACUAAAUUGCGGGUUAGAACAAAGAAAGGUACUGCAGAAGAAGAAUACUCUGAGGAAACUGUAUAUUCCACAGAGUAUGAGAAAAUAUUGAAAGAUUGGCCUGAGACUGGGUUCAAUCGUGCUAUUUUAUUUGGCAUAGGUGGUGUCGGCAAGUCAACCAUUUUUGACAAGAUUGCAUAUGACUGGGCUGAUGAGGCAUGUGAAAUCCUGAAAAGAUUCAAGCUUGUCUUUCUGUUAAAGAUGUGUGCCCUGUUGCAAAAAUCUGAUCUUGUUGAUGCCGUUUUUGAUCAACUUCUAGGUGAAACACCUGAAGUAGCCAAAGAUGAACUUGAUAAAUUCAUUCAGGCUAACUCAAAUAAGGUCUUGAUUCUGUUGGAUGGUUUUGAUGAAAUGAGGACCAAAACACUUGAUGCAGCCUCAUUCGGUUCUAUCCUAAAAGCACUCAAUAGAAAAAAAUACCGAAAAUGUUGCAUCUUUGUCUCAACUCGCCCCUCUCAUUUUGAGACACUGAAGUCACUUGUCCAAAAUCCUUGCACACACAUAGAGGUUCUGGGGUUUACCAAGGAGGAUGUUAAUGAAUACAUUCGGAAAUUCUAUUACAAAGAUCCUAUUAGUGGCAAUGCACUGAUCCAAAGCAUUGAAAAAUCCAACACGCUGCUCGAUUUGUUCACGUAUCCAAUGCUUCUCCUUCUCAUGUGUUUGUUGUGGAGGGAGAAUAAACAACUCCCCAAAACAACUUCACGCCUCUUCACUAAGGCAGUUGAUUACAUGUUCACAAGAAAAGGAUGUAGCUACGAAGAUGCAUCAAAAGCAGUGAUUGCUAUAGGAAAAACUGCACUAAGUAGUUUCAUAAGUGCUGACCACAAUUUCUCAUAUCAAAUUGAUGAGUUUGAACAAAAUGCGCUGCACCUUGCACUGAAAGCGGGCAUCCUAACCCAGCAGAGAGUUAUCAAAAACCUCAAAUGUCACAACAACAUACAAUUCAUGCACAAGACUAUUCAGGAAUUCUGUGCUGGUAAAUACUUGCAAAGUGUACAUAUGUCAAACCAGGGAUUUGUAAAGAGUGAAGUGUACGAAGUUGAACCAUUCAGUGAGUUUCAAAACUAUUUAAAGCAACUUUGUCAGACAAUUGAGGACAUUGUUUCACAUGAUUUCCUUUUACGUUUUUGUUGCGGUGACAAUGAAAAGUGCAUGACUGACAUCGUGAAAUUGCUUGAACAUAAAUUUGAGGAUCGAUAUACAAGUACGUCAAGGUACCAAUCGUCUGUUGCACAAGCGAUUAGUAGACAAUGUUUUUUUGAAAGCCAAGCCAAAAAUGUCCCACAGUGUCUCAACAGCGACUCACUUAUCCCAUCAGCUAUUGAGGUGGAUAACAAUAAUGAUUUCCGCAUUCUCAUAUACCUUCUCGAAAUCAUCUGUAGGUCAGAUGGCUUGAUGGCACAACUGUCACGCGUUGAAACCAUUAAGGUUUCUUCCGUGUCUUUGGUCAGUGGUUUAGCCGUCGCCCUGGGUUACAUGGAAAACCUCUGGUGUCUGACAUUCUGCAAAUGUUCUUCAAUGAAGGGUGAUCUUGAGAAAAUCCUGGCAUCACUGAAAUGCAACCAAGUUUUGACCAAUCUACACAUAGAUGACUGCAAUACAUUGGGAAGUAGAGCUGUAGAAUGGGCCCCUCAUAUCAAACACUUGACAAGCCUUAAGAGACUUGAAGUAAGAUCGUGCAAACUGGAGAGCACAGACAUUGAACACAUUGCCUCAGCUGUACAUGACAUGCCCAAACUGACUUACUUGAGGCUUGACUGCAACCGGACACUGGGCCGAUCCGCUGACUUGUGGGCCAAGGAAUUACCCAGAAUGAUGCACUUAAAUAAGCUGAACCUGAGCUCUUGCAAUUUGACACGGUCAGACAUUCCACACAUUGCCUCAGCUGUAGGUAACAUGCCCAAACUGACUGAGUUGGAACUUAAUGGCAACGACCCAUUGGGUGGAUGUGCUGCAUUGUGGGCCAAGGAAUUGCCCAAAAUGAUGCACUUAAAUAAGCUGGACCUGAACUAUUGCGAUUUGACACAGUCAGAUAUUCCACACAUUGCCUCGGCUGUAGGUGACAUGCCCAGACUGACUGAGUUGGAUCUUUGGGGCAACAAGUCAUUGGGUGGAUGUGCUGUAUUGUGGGCCAAGGAAUUGCCCAAAAUGAUGCACUUAAAUAAGCUGGUCCUGCGCUAUUGCCAUUUGACACAGUCAGACAUUCCACACAUUGCCUCGGCUGUAGGUAACAUGCCCAGACUGACUGACUUGCAUCUUGAUGGCAACGAUCCAUUGGCUGGAUGGGCUGCAUUUUGGGCCAAGGAAUUGCCAAAAAUGAUGCACUUAAAUAAGCUGGACCUGAGCUGGUGCAAUUUGACACGGUCAGACAUUCCACACAUUGCCUCGGCUGUAGGUAACAUGCCCAGACUGACUGACUUGGAUCUUGGUAACAACUGGUCAUUGGGUGGAUGUGCUGCAGUGUGGGCCAAGGAAUUGCCCAAUAUGAUGCACUUAAAUAAGCUGGACCUGUACCAUUGCAAUUUGACACACUCAGACAUUCCACACAUUGCCUCGGCUGUAGGUAACAUGCCCAGACUGACUGACUUGGAUCUUGGUAACAACUGGUCAUUGGGUGGAUGUGCUGCAGUGUGGGCCAAGGAAUUACCCAAUAUGAUGCACUUAAAUAAGCUGAACCUGUACCAUUGCAAUUUGACACACUCAGACAUUCCACACAUUGCCUCGGCUGUAGGUAACAUGCCCAGACUGACUGACUUGGAUCUUGGUAGCAACAAGUCAUUGGGUGGAUGUGCUGCAUUGUGGGCCAAGGAAUUACCCAAUAUGAUGCACUUAAAUAAGCUGAACCUGGGCUGGUGCAAUUUGACACACUCAGACAUUCCACACAUUGCCUCGGCUGUAGGUAACAUGCCCAGCUUGACUAGGUUGAGCCUAUUUCGCAACGAGGCAUUGUAUCGAUUGGAGUUACAGUCCCUCUUCCCAUCACUUAGUGUUGAAUUUUAAUUCUCCCUUGCCAAACCCACUCUUGAAUUACAUGUACUAGGCAUAACAGUAUCAA
This is a messenger RNA of Patiria miniata (bat star), 5054 nucleotides long. RefSeq names its product NLR family CARD domain-containing protein 4-like. The transcript has 3 exons. The coding region runs from base 1580 to 4999 and encodes 1139 amino acids. Lineage: Eukaryota; Metazoa; Echinodermata; Asteroidea; Valvatida; Asterinidae. The record is from RefSeq and is a predicted model, not a curated record.